Molecule: messenger RNA, 219 nt
Organism: Pelobates cultripes (western spadefoot toad)
Lineage: Eukaryota; Metazoa; Chordata; Amphibia; Anura; Pelobatidae
Source: the annotation of a GenBank genome assembly
AUGGUCCGCAAUAUGAAGCUCCUCACCCAAGGAGGCUCUCCACGCCGCCAAACCGGCACGAUGGAUGACUUCGUGUCCACACCGGGCACCUGCAGCGGCUCCGGGCCGGCAGACAAUAUGGUGCCCGGAUCCCCAGAAGCUCCACAACAGAUGGUGCCCAAGAAGACACCCUGGCGCUCCUCUCCCCCGGCCAUUAAACAGCAAAAAAAGCGCAAUUAA